Messenger RNA from Rhipicephalus sanguineus (brown dog tick), 1263 nucleotides. RefSeq lists its product as uncharacterized. Lineage: Eukaryota; Metazoa; Arthropoda; Arachnida; Ixodida; Ixodidae. The record is from RefSeq and is a predicted model, not a curated record.
GCAACAUGACGCUGCGUCAUCGUGCCAAGAGGAGAUGAGUUCAUGUAUCGAUACUCACCCUGAACUAGAAGGUAUGGAAAGACUCUACAAUGCAGUAUACGAAGACGCCUGCAAGGACGCGAACAUGAAACUACUCAAAUCAUCUGUCCGAAUGGGUGCGUGCAGUCCGCUCCCACUCAUCGCGGCAUGCCUGCGGAAACAAAUGGACCAGUUUGAGACUUCCACAGAGGAUGCCAAGAGCAGCUGCGAUGACCUUCGAGCUACACUCACCAGCUGCCUCACAAUGCCAGGAGAUCCGUGCCAGAAGAACAAGAAACGCCCCACGUAUUCCAAGAAAACGCUGGCGACCCUGGUGGAGAUCAAGGGCUGCAAUUCCAACGAAGGGAACCCGCCCGUGCAAGGCGACGAGCCGCCGCAAACCCAUGCCACUGCUGAUAGCAACUCGUGCUCGUACAAGCAACUCAAACGGUGCCACGAAAAACAGAUCAACGACAUCCGGAAGACGAUGACAAGAAUCCUCGCCAAGGGACUGCUUCCCGACGACGACUUCACCAUGGCGAUAUGCAGAAAGAGACGAGAGACUUGCUACCAGCACAGUACACUAGAGCCCUGCUCCGAGCGUGAGCGAAACGCCAUCCGAAAGCUAGAGGAGUCGAUGAACGAGGCGCAGCAACUGCUCUGCCGAGACGACAGGGCUCUCAUUAAAAACCUGAUGCUCAGCUACAAGUGGUGGAAGGUCGACUCCUUUGUAAAGUGCUCGACUGACGUCCAAGAGCACUACAUCACGGAUUACCUUUACGCCACAGCGAGGAUCCACAGUGACUGCGGAAGGGUGAGGGCCCGGCUGUUUCGCUGCUUGAACGAGAGCUACUCCUCUGCCGACGAGGCUGACCCUAAACCCGACGUUGACGGCGCCGGUAAGAUUUUGGGUAUCUUCGUGGACAGGAUGUGGUGCGUGGACGAGCAAGAUCUGCCCCAAGGCUCCGGUGGUGGCGCAGCGAGCGGCUCCGAUAGCAACGACGCUGCUGACGAAGACGAUCCGACAGAUGAGCCUGCUGUCACAGUGACCGAAACCGCCGGCUCUGCGAUUCCCAUGGUGUCUGGAAAAACGGACAAUGGCGUCAGCUCCCCAAAUACUCCAGCGCCUGUUCUUGUCGGUUUGGCCUCAGUCACCCUGCUGUUUACCGUACUCUCCCAGUAGAUGGAGCUUCACGAAAGAUCCAGCGAGUGAUGUGCUCAAGUCAAAACAUUUGACCAGUGGAC